Messenger RNA from Betta splendens (Siamese fighting fish), 2798 nucleotides. Its product is annotated as SH2 domain-containing protein 1A-like. The transcript has 3 exons. The record is from RefSeq and is a predicted model, not a curated record. NCBI's taxonomy places the organism in Eukaryota, Metazoa, Chordata, Actinopteri, Anabantiformes, Osphronemidae. Bases 1836 to 2327 code for a protein of 163 amino acids.
GGCGAGGGCGUGAGGCCGCCUCCCGCUCCUCCGCUCGCAUAGAUGCCGUAUUUUUCAAGGCCAGAUAUCAUAAUGUCACCCUGCGAUGCAUUCCAGUCAGGCCACUUGUGCUGCUUGAGGGAGUUGUCAGCAAAUCAAUGACCGUAUCUCUGUCUAUUUGUGUCCAGUAUGGAUCCAGUGAAUCCUGCAUUGAAGCUGGUCUGAAAGCCAAAUGUGGUGUAGUUUAAUUUUACCAUGUUGGAGUGUAUACUUAUAAGCAGAUACUUUUACAGCUGUAUUUAUUUCCGUAAAUGAAGACAUAUUGCCUAUAAAGCUCCCUGCUGUGAAAUAGGCGUCGUCCGCCGCCGACAUCGGCCACUAGAUGGUGCUAAAGCGCCGCGGACGCAGUGGACGAGGCUGCACUGGCUGCUUCCCCGGACCGAGCCUCCAGGUCCCACAGCUCAUGAUCUUUCUGAGCCGAGGGAAAGAGGGCUUUGACACAGACUGAUGACUCAUGUAGGCCGCGGUUCAGAAUGUAUAAAAAAACACCCAGACAUCCUCAACAGUUUCUGCAUUAAAGAGAGAGCCGCGAGCUCAAGGAUGGGUCGCGCGGCGGAGUGCUUGUUGGCGUGAAGGUCUCCGCGCGGUCGUGAUCGCCGUGUAAAUGAAAGAGCAUCAAAGAACGCGGGCGCGGCUCCACGCGACAGGUCGACGCGCUCCACGUUUUAAUCAGCGCCCCUCUUAAUUUGACGCGACGGAACGUUUCCGUCGGGACAGAUUGCGGGAGGACGUCGUCGGCGCUCAGCGGGACGCCCGCCCGCCCGCGCGCGCGCGCGUCUCGCGUCGACACGCGGAGCAGGUGCGAGUGUUCGAUCGCAGACUGAUCGGUGACAUGUGGCUGCGAACAUGUGUGGAACGGCGUGGACUCCGGUAGCUUUAAACAGCAGGUGCCACUUCCCUCAGCUCCCACCAAAUGUCCUCGUCUAACGUGCUGUCUGUUAAUAUGACAUGUUGAAAACGAGGGGCCCGACUGUUUAACUAUAAAGACAUUAAAAGCACAGCUGACAUGGUUGUUCUAAUUUUAACAGCGAUGGAAACAAUGAGAAUGCAUACAUAGAACCAGCCAAUGGUUUGGAGCCCGGUGUCAUUUGUUGUGAUGCUGUGAUGUUAAAUCAGUCAAAGUCAUUAACAUGUUGCAUUUACCACCUCUUCUUUGAGGUCAAAGGUCGACGACACCUCCUAAGUGGGAUUUGAGCAGUGGGACUAACUAAGAGUCAGAUCCUGCUUCUGCAGAACCUAAUCGGGCCACCAGUGAAUUUCGCACAGCUAUUCAUGGAAACUGUGGUGGAAACAGACGUUAUAAACAAACUUCUGUUAAUAAAACCAAAAAAACAAGCACGGCCUCUGGAUAAUUGAGUUGGAAACAGCAUAAGUCACUGCGUGCGCGCAAUCUACGCGCUCCUGUGUGAAAUGGAGGGUAUUGCUUUCUGUUUUAUCCCUCUCUUGUGCUUUCUAUUGUUGUGGAAAUAUUCAGUUAGAAUCUUUGAAGUUAUUUCCUGUCGAAAAAUACAAUCAUUUCCUGCGAGAUACACAAACCCACACUUUGCCUGUGCGCACAUGCGUCUUAAGAGAAAGGGGAAGAGUGAGCGGAGUCAAAAAGGUUAGAGGUGAGACAACGCUGUCACUCUGCGUGAGACAGUGGAAUAACAGGGACGAAGCUCAGCCCCGCAGACGCUGAAAGCAGGCAGCAUCACAGCAGCGGCCGCUUCACCCGCUCCCAGUCCAGACGCCUGGUACCCACAGGGAGGACACGGCCCUGCAGUGAGGAGGUCCAGUCAGGGAGAGGCACCGGGACCAUGGAGAACCUGUCCGUGUACCACGGGCCCAUUGGCAAAGAGGAGGGGGAGCGGCGCCUGGGCCAGGACGGCCGGGACGGCUGCUACCUGGUCCGAAACAGCGACUCGGUGCCGGAUGUUUUCUGCCUGUGUGUGCUGUGCAAAGGCUACGUCUACACGUACAGACUCCACAAGGAUGACGCGGGCUCGUGGGCUGCAGAAACCACUCCUGGCGUGAAGAAGCGAUAUUUCCGGAAAAUCAAGAACUUGAUAGCGGCUUUCCAGAAGCCGGGACAAGGGAUCGCGAUGCCUCUGCUCUACCCUGUCACGGCGCAGACGCGGGCACAAACACACACAGAGGCGGAGACGACCGGUAAUGGCUUGUCACAGACACACGGCAGCCCGAACCCUUUCCUCCAGCAGCAGCAGCGGCAGCGGCAGCGGCAGCAGCCUGCACACGCUGCUCAGGGACAGAAAAACAGGAACAAGGAGGCACGGCAAGCUUUUGGUUAGGGGCAAACCGGGGGUUCAUCUUUUACCUAAUUAUGUACAAAAUAUUCCUUCUUUUUUGCAAGCCGUUCCAUUUUCCACACCGUGUGUAGUAAAUGUCAUUUGUUUCCAAUUAAACCGCUCCUUCCUGUUAUGUUGAGCUCAUUUAGGCUCCAGGACUGACUCACAUCUCACAGUCCCUCUUAUUUUCCUUUCUGCAUAUGCAGCACUCAUAACUUUCAGUGGAUGUGAUGUAAAAUAUUCAACUGCUGGAACAUUAAUAUCCAUUACUGCAUCCAUAAGUUGACAACAAAUAUUGUGCUCUGUUUUCUUAAUGCAAUUCAGUUGUGUGAAUGGCAAAGAAAAUAAAUGAUAUCGGUCGAAAUAAACUCUUUUAAAUGAGGUCACGCAUACACAGCAAUACACACCCGAGCCCCCGUCUGACAUAUGAUGUGGAACGAAAAUUCAAUUUGACAUAUUGAAGUACUGAUUUCA